Penicillium egyptiacum is the source of this 390-nucleotide messenger RNA. The record is from the annotation of a GenBank genome assembly. NCBI's taxonomy places the organism in Eukaryota, Fungi, Ascomycota, Eurotiomycetes, Eurotiales, Aspergillaceae.
AUGCAGUACACCAAGAUCCUGGCCCUGGCCACCCUUUUCGUCUCCAGCGCGUUUGCCGCCCCGUUGGAUGUGGAAGCUCGCGCAUGCGCUGCGACUUGCGGUACAGUCUGCUACACCAGCAGCGCCAUCAGCGCCGCCCAGGCAGCCGGAUACAAGCUCUACAGCGCAAAUGACGAUGUCUCCAACUACCCUCACGAGUACCACAACUACGAAGAUUUCGACUUCCCUGUUUCCGGAACCUACUACGAAUUCCCCAUUCUCCGCAGUGGCAAGGUCUAUACUGGUAGCUCUCCUGGUGCGGACCGUGUUAUCUUCAACGACAACGAUGAGCUAGCUGGCGUUAUCACUCACACAGGUGCCAGCGGCAACAACUUCGUCGCAUGUGACUAA